CGCGGCCACUUCCGGGCCCCAGUGAUGCCCUGCGGCGCGCCGGACGCUAGGUGGUCCGGCCAUGUUUCGCGCGCUGAGCGCCCUGGGCGCGCGGCCCAUGGGCCGGCCCCCAGCCCCGUUUCUGCUCCCCGCGCGCUGCCGCAAGACCCGCCACGACCCGCCGGCCAAGUCCAAGGUUGGGCGCGUGGCGACCCCACCCGCUGUGGAUCCUGCGGAAUUCUUCGUGCUGACGGAGCGUUACCGGCAGUACCGCCAGACGGUGCGCGCCCUCAGGCUGGAGUUCGUGUCCGAGGUGCGCAAGAAGGUGCACGAGGCCCGGACCGGUGUCUUGGCAGAGCGCAAGGCACUGGAGGACGCCGCUGAGCACCGCGAGCUGAUGGCCUGGAACCAGGCGGAGAACCAGCGGCUGCGCGAGCUGCGGAUGGCCAGGCUGCGGCAGGAGGCGCGGGAGCAGGAGCGGCGGCAGGCGGAGGAGGAGGCCCGGCAGGCCCGAGAGGCGCAGGCUUGGGUGCAGCUCAAGGAGCGUGAAGUGCUGCAGCUGCAGGAGGAGGCAAAAAACUUCAUCACCCGAGAGAACCUGGAGGCGCGGGUGGAAGAAGCGUUGGACUCCCCCAAGAGCUACAAUUGGGCCAUCACCAGAGAGGGGCUGGUGGUCAGGCCACAGCACAAGGGCUCCUGAGGGCCCAGUAAGGACAGUGGCCACCCAGGGACCGUGGGGGUAGGGGGGUUGGGCCUGAUCUGGAAUAAAGCAGUUGUUUCUUAUGAAGGAGGAGGCUCUACCUAUUCCAAUGCAGCCUUCACUUUUGGGCCUCAGCACCCACCACUUGGUCAGAAACUCCACACACACAGUGCCCUGUUCUGCACCCAUGUACAACUCUUAGCAAAGCACCAGACCUUAGAAGUUUCCAUCUCACAGAGGAGCAUAGUCCCCUCGGCAGCCAGGUCAUCUCCUGAGUAUCCUCAGGGUCCAGUGGUUGGCAUAUUGCAGUCCUUGGGCCAAAUCUGGCCUAUUGCUUCUUUUUGUAAAUAAAGUGUAUUGGAACACAGCCACAGUUAUUCAUUGACUGCUCUCAUACUACAAUGGCAGAGAUGAGCAGGUGCAACAGAGACCUUAUGAGUUGCAAAGUCUAAAAUAUUGUUAUAUGCCUUUUUAAAUUGAAAUAUAGUUGAUUUACAAUGUUUUGUUAGUUUCAGGUGUACGGAAGAGUGAUUGAGUUAUACAUCUAUUCUUUUUUAGAUUCCUUUCCGUUAUAAGUUAUUACAAGAUAAUAUAGUUCCCUGUGCUGUACAGUAGGUCCUUGCUGGUUAUCUGUUUUAUAUAUAGUAAUGUGUAUAUUUUAAUCCUAAACUCCUAAUUUAGCUGCCCCACCCCAAUUAUAUGACUUUUUUUGGGGGGGCGCACCAUGCGGCAUGCAGAGCUUCCCCUACCAGGGAUCAGACCUGUGCCUCCUGCAGUGGAAGUGCAGAGUCUUAACCACUGGACCACCAGGGAAGUCCUAGAUGACUUUUUACAGAAAAAGUUUGUUGACCCCUGAUCUAGGGCUUUCAGGCUCCAGCAAGGAGCAGAUAUCACCCAGUAACUGAGCCACAAAGUAGCCAUUGGCCAAAGAUACGCUUCUGCUUGACCCUGAGUUUUACUGGCCAGGGUCUGGUGUGCCCAAGACACAGAAGGCAGGAAGACCCCAUUUCUUCUGGUGGCCCUCUCCACCCUUGGCCUCAGUGACCCACAUUUACCCUGGCAGUGCAGCUUCCUUGGACCACACACCAGAUUGGUGCUGGCAGAGGCUUGAUUGACCUUUAUAAGCUCAGUGUGGCUUGUCAAGCACUUGGAGCAAACCAGAAAUACUUGUGAUUAAAGUUCACAAGCUUAGGGACUUGCCUGGUGGUCCAGUGGGUAAGACUCCGUGCUCCCAAUGGAGGGGGCCCGGGUUCAAUCACUGGUUGGGAAUCUAGAUCCUGCAUGCAUGCCGCAGCUACGAGUCCGCAUGCCACAACUAAAAGAUCCCGCAGGCCUCAACUAAGACCCGGCGCAGCCUAAAUAAAUAAAUAUUAAAAUAAAGUUCACGAGGUUGAAUAAGUGAGCAUACAGAUCCACAGCCUCUACUCAGGUGCAGGCCCUCCAAGAGCAUCCAGGGUGAGAAAGAGACAUGUUUCUCUGAGCCAGAGCUUAUGUCCCUUUGCGACCAUUCACUGAACUUUGCCUAGAUACCAGCAGAGGAAAAAACAAAACAGAAUCCUUGCUUCUUUCCCUAAUUCCCAUGUUGUAGAUAGGACCUGAGACCCUCAAGAAAUGAAAACCUUUUAGGGAAUAUGGGCAAUCCCUCACGUUCAGGUAAGGAAGCAGGUAAUAGAGAUGCAAGCAAAGGGCCAUGGUUAUCAUAGUGCCUAGGACACAGUCCCCAUCAGGGUAUCGCAUCCCUGAGAGCAGUGGCCUCCCUCCUUAGGCUAGUAAUAGCUCUUCUCUUCCCUGGCACUGAGCCCAGGCACAGUGGAGUCCUGGAUUUCAGGUGCUCAGCGUAAUUUCUAGGGUGAGAGAAUAGGCACACAUUGUGGGCCAUGGUUUAUGCCCACAGCCUUGGGCUUUGUUAUGGUGAGGAGUGGGCCAUCUGGUCUCCUGCAGAGGAAGCCUUUGGUGAGCUUUCACAUGGGACAUUGAGCCUGUUUGGGGAAGUCCCUGCUCGUCUAUCAGGAUCCAGACAAGCCAUCUGUCUUCAGGUACAGGAGACAGUGUCAUACCUUCUUGAAACUCUGUCUUUGGGCUGUUUUUCCUUCACUGGUGUCCUGCAUGGGGCUAUAAUUCCUUAGCAUUCACUGCUGAUGGCAGCAGGUCAUGCAGAGCUACCUGUAAACCAAGCUUGAACAUUUUUGUUCUCCACCCACGGCCAUCUUACUGGUUUCGGCACAAAUAGGCAGUUUAGUAACUUCAGGGUUAAUUCAAGCCUAAUGCCAUCUGUACCUGCAUUUAAUGGAUUGUAAGGUGCUGCUAGGUGCACAGGUAAGCUGUCAGAUCAUACCCAGUCCAGGUUGCAGAGUUAUGUGGUGUCCCAUGGAAGAAUGCUUAAUCUCCAGUAGAACCCUAGUAGUUAACCUGAUGGGCAGUCUUGCUCAGAAACACCAGGAUCUCUUCUGAUUCUUACCUCAAGUUCCAAAUACGGUUUGGAUCUGCUACAGACAACGUGAGCUUGUACCUCCUAGAGAGAAUCUUCUCUUGCUCAAGGCCCCACUUAGUAGUAGAUUUGAGGGCUACCCAAUAAAUGCAUUUGGAGCACAAUACCCAAAUGUAAAUGCUUUCACCAAAAUUUGAAGAGGCCUACUGUGCUUUGUGCACAAUAGGAUAGAGAGGAUAGGGGACAAGUGGAAUUUGUGUUUCACUUGUUGGGAGAGGUAUGCUGACCCCCAAAAACUUGGUUGAGUGAGCACUUUUUUCCCAGGAUUUAUGUCCCCAAUCAAGCAUAGGUGUUUUGGGAAGUUCCGUGGUGGUCCAGUAGUUAGGACUUGGUGCUUUCACUGCUGUGGCACGGGUUCAAUCCCUGGUCAGGCAACUAAGAUCCCGCAAGCACCUGCAAGCCUCGCGAUAUGGCCAGAAAAAAAAAGCAUAGGUGUUUUACCAAAACACGCAGGAUUCUUGCCGCUUCCAAUUCUCUAGGAAAAGCAGCAUGAUGUCAGCAAAGUGGACCACCAUUGUGUCCUUGGGUUGGGUGGUCAGGGUCUUGAGGAUUAGGUUGUGCAGAGUUAUUCACCUCUUAGACUGGGUUGUGGUGAUACACUGCUGCCAGGGCAAGGCAUACUGCUAGUAGUAGUCCAAGUGGACAGAAAAGAAUGUAUUUGCCACAUGAAUGGGUGCCGGGUGCCUCCUCAGUCUGUUCCGUCAAGGAGACCACCUAGACCUCAGUAAGCCUAAACUCAUUCCCCAUAUUUUUGCAGUAUACUCCAAAUUUUCUGUGUGUAUACAGUGUUCCCUGAAAUCUUUGGGAAAUUUCCCCCUGAACUUACCCUGUGUUUAUUUUCCUGACGCAAGUACAGAAGUGAAAUGGAUACCUAGGAAACAAGCCUAGUUAACUGCUAAAAUGAGGGCAAUUCUGAAUUCUGGUAGGAAGAGUCAAGCUUGGAACUCUUUUUCCUUCCCAAAUAGGAGAUCAGAAGCGAUAUUUGCAAUCCCAAAUCCUGAGACAAACAGGCAUUUCUCCCAAGGGGUGCUCCAAUGAUUAUUUCCUCAAUGCAGGUAAAUGCAUAAGCCAUGAAUGUGAACAUCCAUGUCUGGGUAAAUUCAUAGUGCAGUUUACAAAGCCUUGAGAUCAAGAACCUGUAAGGAAGAACACCAUACUGCCAUGGGGCCCAAUAACGUGACAUAAAGAAAGGCAGAGCUGCAUAAACCCCACCCUCACCAGUACUCUACAGUGGCUCUGUGGGUCACUGAUAUCUAAUAAUCUUCCACCAUUCUUUGGGCAUUUUCCCUCGCUGAGGGAAGUGUUAUAUUCACACUCUUUUUUAAUGCUGGCUCAUGCGGGAGAAAAUGGUCUGAGAGUGGGACUUUGUGUCUGGGAAACCCAUAACUGAGGUAUAAACGUCAACCAUGACUAUUGCACCUUUGCCUGACACUGCCAGAGCCAAGCCCGCAAGUGCUGGUGCUGGCUGACCCGUUGCUGCUGCUGGAACUGCAGUGCCUAUGCAGGAAGGAACCCAGGAGCCACGCUUAACUGCCGCCAUUGCUGCUGCAGCUGCCAGAAGUACCAGAAGCUGAGGGGAAAUGUGGAUUUGCCCUUCCUCUGGCUUUAAAAACAAAUCUUUUGUCAGUGACUCCUAUGUUACUGUCAUAAUGGAAGCCAGCUGGCAAGGAAGGCCUCCAGCCUCCUGUGGAACUGAGAGCUAUGGAUGAAUAACCGGUACAAACCAAUUUUUUUAGAAGCACUGUUUCUCACAACUUACAGUAUUUAGAAUGGGAUAGGCAGAAUUGUUUUGUGGGGACUUCUUUAAAAUAAGGCGAAAUGAAAUUUGAGACAGUCAUAUAUUUUGGCAAUCAGGGAUUCACACUUUCUGAAAUUCUGCAAAAAUUAUCAAUAGCAACAAACAGCAUAUCACUAGCUUGUUUUUUAAUCUGAAAAAUGUGAUACUUUCAAAUAUAAUUUUGUCUAAAAACAUAGUUUAAUUCUAACUUUUAAUAGUAGACAAAUUUAAUUUGUCAAGAAGAGUUUCAUGUAAAAUAUCUUCAAAUUAUUGUUUGGCAAAGGUCAUUAAAAUACAUAUUUUUGAAAACAGCAGUUUGUAAGCAGCUGUUCUAUAUACGUCUCUUUUAUCAUCAUUUAUCAGGAUUGUCACUUCUUUGUGUGAGACACAUGGUUUUUUCCCUCUGAAUAUUUUAUUGCUGCCUGUGACAUUCAGCACUUCGGAAAUUUUUUUAAAUGACAAAUUUCCCAGACAACAUAUGGACUGGAAGAAAAUAUUUGCAAACGAUGUGACCAACAAAGACUUAAUUUCCAAAAUAUACAAACAGCUCAUACAACUCAAUAUCAAAAAAAAAGACAACCCCACCAAAAAAUGGGCAGAAAACUUAAGUGUACAUUUCUCCAAAGAAGACAUACAGAAGACCAACAGGCACAUGAAAAGAUGUUCAGCAUUGCUAAUUAUUAGAGAAAUGUAAAUCAAAACUACAAUGAGGGAUCACCUCAUAUGGUCAGAAUGGCCAUCAUCAAAAAGUCUACAAAUAAAUCACUCGGCCCAUAGUAGGCCUUCAAUAAAUCAUCAUUCCCCCACAUUUAAAAAAAAAAGUCUACAAACAAUAAAUGCUGGAGAGCGUGUGGAGAAAAGGGAAUCCUCCUACGCUGUUGGUGGGAAUGUAAAUUGGUGUAGCCACUAUGGAGAACAGUAUGGAGAUUCCUUAAAAAACUAAAAAUAUAGUUGCCGUAUGAUCCAGCAAUCCCACUCCUGGGCAAAUAUCUGCAAAAGACGAGAACUCUAAUGAGAAAAGAUACAUGCACCCCAAUGUUCAUAGCACUAUUUACGAUCUCCAAGACACGGAAGCGAUCUAAGUGUCCAUCAACAGAUGAGUGGAUAAAGAAGAUGUGGUGUACAUACACAAUGGACUAUUACUCAGCCAUAAAAAAGAAUGAAAUAAUGCCAUUUGCAGCAAUAUGGAUGUACCUACAGAUUAUCAUUCUAGGUGAAGUAAAUCAGACAAAGACAAAUAUAUGAUAUCACUUAUAUGUGGAAUCUAAAAAAAUGAUGCAACUGAACUUAUUUACAGAAUGGAAACAGACUCAGACAUAGAAAGCAAUCUUAUGGUUACCAAAGGGGAAAGGUCAGGGGGAGAGAUAAAUUGGGAGUUUGGGAUUAACAGGUACACACUACUCUACAUAAAAUAACCAACAAGGACCUACUAUAUAGCACAGGGAACUAUAUUCAAUAUCUUGUAAAAAACCUGUAAUGAAAAAGAAUUUGUAUGUAUGUGUGUGUAUAUAUAUAUAUAUAUACACAUAUAUAUAUCUGAAUCACUUUGCUGUACACCUGAAACUAACAACAUUGUAAAUCAACUAUACUUCAAUAAAAAAAUAAAAUUAUAUAGCCAAUAAUAACAAACAAUUUCCAGUAUUUCAGUUAUUUCCUGACCUGGCAAAAUUUAAGUUUUUGUUUUUGGAUGAUCUUUGCAAGUAGAAUAUCUGCUCCAGAAAACUAAUUUGGGGAUGACUUAAGCUGAUUGAGUCACACUUGUGGCUUCCGGGACCCUUUUGUGAGUUUAUAGUAGAAAUUAAAAAUCUCCAAGAGAUAUGGGAGUGUUUGCAUGAUUUUCCUGCUCACUGCUUCAAUCCAGAAAUCCAUAUGAAUAAGUUAAAAAUAGAGAAAGCAUGGUGAGAGGCUACGUAGCUUAGUGGUUACAAACCUGGUGCAAUCUGCCUGGGUUUGAAUCCCAGCUCCCCUUCAUACUACUUUGUUCCCAAUGUCUUUGGGAACAUUUCUUAGUCUCUCUAUGCCUCAGUUUCCUCAAAAGUAAAAUAGGAAUAAUAGUGAUAUCUACCUAUAAGAUUAUUAUAAUUAAAUGAGACAUUCAUGUAAAGCUAAAGUUCAGUGCUUGGGACUUAGUAGGUGCUCAAUACAUGUUAAAUGCUAUUUUUUAAUGAAACUACAGAAUGGCCUUAAACUCAUACCACGAACUAAAACAAUAUGGUGAUUCCUCAAAAGAAUUACAUGCCAAAUACAGUAAAAUAGGGAAUCAAUUGCCGGAGGAAGAAAAGAUCCACUCUGCAGCUUCCCCUACCUCCAGCAGAGGGCAGCCUCACCAAGACAGUGACAGGGCCUUCAAAAGUUGGUAAAUUUGACAUUUUUACAAAGAAAUGAAAGAAGGAAAGGCAGCAGGAACCUAGGUAGUUCUCUCAGUCUGUUUCCUCUAACAUCACUCUGUCUCUUAAAUCUGUUGCUCUCUGUACAUUUGCAGUCUGCCUCUCUCUGUCUCUCAUUUGAAAGUAAGUUGCAGCCAUCACAACACUUUAUUUAAACAUAUAUCAUUUAAACAUAUAUCAUUUCAUAUAUCAUUUAUAUAUAUCAUAUAUCAUAUAUAUCAUAUAUCAAACAUAUAUCAUUUCAGAAAAAGGUCAUUUUCCAAAGUAACUCUAAUGUUAUUAUCUACCCAAGAAAUCAACUCCCUAUUUCCCCCUCCUUCGAGCCUCUGACAACUACCAUUCUACUUUCUGUCUCUAUGAAUUUGACUAUUCUAGAUAUCUCAUAUAAGUGAAAUCAUACAGUAUUUGUCUUUUUUGUGACUGGGUUAUUCACUUAGCAUGAUGUCUUCAAGGUUUAUCCAUGUUGCAUCAUGUGUCAGAAUUUCCUUUUUUUGGGGGGUGGGGGGCAUGCCACACACCUUGUGGGAUCUUAGUUCCCUGACCAGGGAUUGAACCCAGGCCCAGCAGUAAAAGCACCAAGUCCUAACCACUGGACUGCGGGGGAAUUCCUUCCUUCCUUUUUAAAAAAGUCACAUUGAUCAUUGAAAUACAAUGGUAUCCCUUUGUAUGUAUAUACCACAUUUUGUUUACCCAUUCAUCCACCCAUGGACACUUAGGUUGCUUCCACAUUUUGGCUGUUGUGAAUAAUGUUGCUAUGGACAUGGGUAUACAAAUAUCUCAAGACCAUGCUUUCAAUUCUUUUGGAUAUAUACCCCGAAGUAGAAUUGCUGGAUCAUAUGGGAAUUUUAUUUUUAAUUUUUUGAGGAAUCACCAUACUAUUUUCCAUGGCAGCUGUACCAUUUUACAUUCCCACCAAUAGUGCACAAAGGUUCGUUUGUCUACAUCCUUGCCAACACGUUAUUUUCUGUUUCUGUUUUUGUUUGUUUGGUUGAUUUUGAUAGAUCCCAGUGGGUGUCUCAUUGUGAUUUUUAUUUGAAUUUUUUAGUUUUGAUGAAGCCUAGAUUAUCGAUUUUUUUUCUUUCAUGGAUCAUGCUUUUGGUGUCAUAUCUAAGACUCAUUACCUAAUCACAGGUAAUAAACAUUUUUUCCUACUAUUCUAAAAGUUUGAUAGUCUUCAGUUUUACAUUUAGAUCUAUAAUCCAUGUCAGUUAAUAUUUGUAUAAGGUGUGAAGUUUAAGUCAACUUUCAUUAUUUUACAUAUGAUACCUAGUAGUUCUUGAACCACUUGUUGUAAAGACUAGCUUUUCUCCUUUGAAUUGCCUUUGAACGUUUGUCAAAAAUCAACUGACUUGGGACUUCCCUGGUGGCGCAGUGGUUAAGAAUCCGCCUGCCAAUGCAGGGGAGAUGGGUUCGAGCCCUGGGCCAGGAGGUCUCACAUGCCACGGAGCAACUAAGCCCGUGCACCACAACUACUGAGCCUGCACUCUAGAGCCCGCGAACCACAACUACUGAGCCCAUGAGCCACAACUACUGAGCCCACGUGCCACAACUGCUGAAGACCACAUGCCUAGAGCCCAUGCUGUGCAACAAAGAGAAUCCACCACAAUGAGAAGCCCACGCACCACAUCGAAGAGUAGCCCCCGCUCACUGCACCUAGAGAAAGCCCACGCACAACAACGAAGACCCAACGCAGCCAUAAAUAAAUAAAUAAAUAAAUAAACUGACUUUGUCAGUUUCCUGGUUUUGGGUUAUGUAAAACACUAUCAAUGGGGGAUCUUGAGGGAAGCUGUGUAAAAGGUAUAGGUUAAAUCUCUGUAUUAUUCUUUGCAACUUUUUGUGAGUCUUUAAAUAUUUUAAAAUACAGUAUUUUAAAAAAUCAGUUGGCCAUAUUUGUGUGGACCUAUAUUUAGAUUCUCUAUUAUGUCCCCCUGGUCUACGUGUCUUGAUUAUCGUAACUUUAUGGUAAUUCUUAAAAUCAGGUAGUAUGAUUCCCCCACCUUUAUUCUUCUUUUACCAAAUUGUUUUGGCUAUUCCAGUUCCUUUGCUUUCCAUUUGAAUUUUAGAUUCAGCUUGUCUGUAUUUACAAAAAUUCCUGCUGGAAUUUUGAUUAAAGUUGUGAUAUUGUUUUAUCAAUUAGAUAUUAUUUUAUAACCCACAGUAUAGUCUGUUGGUCAAUGUGUUCCAUGUGCUUUUGUAAAGAAUGUAUAUUUUAAACAAGUUAUGACACAAAUGACCCUAUCUACGAAACAGAGACAGACUCACAGACAGAGAACAGACUUGUGGUUGCCAAGGGAAAAGGGGUUAGAGGAGGGAUGGAGUGGGAGUUUGGGGCUAGCAGAUAUAAGCUAUUAUAUAUAGAAUGGAUAAACAACAAGGUCUUACUAUAUAGCACAGAGAACUGUAUUCAAUAUCCUGUGAUAAACCAUAAUGGAAAAGAAUAUUAAAAAAAGAAUGUAUAUAUAUGGAUAACUGAAUCACUUUGCUGUAUAGCAGAAAUUAACACAUUGUAAAUCAACUAUACUUCAAUAAAAAGCAACAAAAACAAGGACCUACUGUAUAGCACAGGGAACUAUAUUCAAUGUCUUGUAAAAAUCUGAAAAAGUGUGUGUGUGUAUAUAUAUAUAUAUAUAUAUAUAUAUAUAUGAAUCACUUUGCUGUACACCUGAAGCUAACACAACAUUGUAACUUAACUAUACUUCAAUAUUUUUAAAUGGUUAAAAAUAAAAUCCCAACAGGAAUAAAAACAAAAAGAAAGAAUGUAUAUUUUGUUUUUGAGUGACGUGUAUAUUGUUUUUGAGUGAAGUAUUGUAUAAAUGUCAAUUAGAUCCAGCUGGUUGGUGGUGGAGUUCAGUUCUGUAUCCUUGUUGAUUUUCUGUCUACUACUAUCAAUUACUGAGAGUGGAAUAUUAAAGUCUUUGAUUAUAAUUGUG
Globicephala melas (long-finned pilot whale) is the source of this 10261-nucleotide messenger RNA. It is a transcript of the gene MRPS26, whose product is annotated as mitochondrial ribosomal protein S26. Gene Ontology annotation, cellular component: mitochondrial small ribosomal subunit. Lineage: Eukaryota; Metazoa; Chordata; Mammalia; Artiodactyla; Delphinidae. The record is from RefSeq and is a predicted model, not a curated record.